Cherax quadricarinatus is the source of this 5621-nucleotide messenger RNA. The record is from RefSeq and is a predicted model, not a curated record. Lineage: Eukaryota; Metazoa; Arthropoda; Malacostraca; Decapoda; Parastacidae.
CGAGGUGGAGCACACGGUCGCUCCAGCUCUCUCACGCCUCGGCCAUCCACACGCUUGCGAUCAUAAAUCCAAAUUUUUGUCCCCUUUUUGAAAUCCCAAUUUUUCCCACCAUCUACCGCCACGCGCGAGACUCUCACCCAUUAAUGUGGCUGGCGGAAUGACUCAUUUUGUCCCCCAUAUAGAUAUAUGUGAUACAUGUUUUUUUGAACCAAGUUUUAAGAAAUAAUUUUGACCGCCUCAGAGCGAUUUUGACAAAGUGACAACAAUGACUAAAAAAAAAUAUUUAACAUACGCCUAAUCACCUGAAAAAAAAGUUUUUUAUAUAUAUAUAAUAAGCUAAACAGCAGCUGGGAUUUUUCAAAUCAAGACCGAGAAACAGGUGUUAAUGUAAGGAAAACGAGACUCAUCGAAAGGCAGGAUCAUCAUGCUGACGAUAGCUUGCUGCUUGCUGGUCUCACUAAUCUCAGCUCAAGGCGGGCGAGCACUUCGAAUGAAGAACUUCGAAGUGCCGCUUCACGUGCCCCGCGGAGAGAGCACCACGCUCAGAUGUGAGUUCGACUUGCAAGGUGAACGCCUGUACUCCGUCAAGUGGUACAAGGGAGGACGGGAGUUCUUUCGCUACGUUCCAAACGAACGGCCCAUGAAACAGGAUUACAAGGUCACCGGUGUUAAUGUUGAUGUGAAGUUUGUGACGAGGCAUGUUGUUGUGAUUAACACUUCACACUUCAGCACAUCAGAUCGUACAAAGGGUGAGGUGUUGGGCGAGGCCCGGCCUUUUAACACACUGGUGGAACACGCCAUUUCACCCUUGUCGGUAAACAUUCCACAGGAGAAGCCGGUGGUGCGCGGUGCGCAGGAGAGGUACCACCCGGGGGAUGUAGUUCGCAUCAACUGCACUUCUGCACCGUCUAAGCCAGCAGCCACACUCACCUGGUACAUCAAUGGUGAAGUGGUGGACGACAAGUAUCUGCUACACUACCCCCCGUACAUGCAGGUGGACGGGCUGGAACAAUCCACCUUGGGACUACACUUCCGUGCCACUCAUGCCCACUUCCCACAAAACGUCAUGUCACUUCGCUGUACGGCUUCCAUUGGCAUCUUCUACAACAAAACCGAAGAGGCCAGCCUGGAAACUCACCGCCCAGCUCUCUCACUCGAGAGCCGAGAACAUUUCUACGGGAGCCGGGGUACCACUAGCACCUCCAGUCCUUUGAGCCUGACUGUUGGGCUCCUGCUGUGUGUUCUCAACGCUCUCAGAUAAGCAAUUGUCGCCUCUGUGGUGUGAGGGAGGGACCAAAGGGUCUCUCAGGACCAGAUGGUCUCCUAGCAGCAAGAUCACAGCACCCGAGGUCUCGAAAGAGGAAACACAGCUUUUGAGGUCUCCCAUACAGAAGCCCAGACUGCGGUCUUCCAACACGAAGCUCAGUGUCAACGCCAAGCGAGAAGCUCUCCACGGGAUUUCCCAGCAACGAGCCCUCAUUGUGGUCUCCCAGAAAGAAGCUGUUUGAUACCUCCCAGUGAGAUGACACUCUUCAGGAGGAGCAACAUGGCAGUCUCACUGGACCAGUAGUGUCGAUAUCACCUUCAGCGUCAGGAUAUCGUAGCCUAUGUAAGACUACACAGAUCACCAUACAUGGCCCCCUCUGCUAUGUCUCCUUGGGCAGACCUCCGGAAUACUAACCAUACAACAUACUGGUUAUCCUUGUGUAUGUGAGGCCCCCUUCCCUCUGUACAGAGUCACAAACUAAGCCAAGAGCUACUCUAAGUGUUGCAUACUUCAGUAACUUUUAGUGCGUUUAAAAUCGCUACAUUAAGCUACCGAAGAAAGUGAGAUUUCGUCACGAGCUUAUUCUUAAGAGAAAGAGAGUAUCUCUUUUUUAGAUAAUUGCUGUGGCGAAGCUUCCUGAGAGGCACGGGAGACCCUGUGUGUGUGUGUGUGCCUGUCACAACAUAAUCAUUUGUGGAUAUUCGUAAUUAUACUUCUUUGUUGACAUGUGCAUUUGCGUAGCAGGACGUGUGUAUGUGCGUGUGUAUGAGUCAACUCCGACCGUUUGGCGGACAUUCGGCAGGCAGUAGCGAUAAUUUGAAAAAUAUGUAGGUUGUUCUGAUGGUGAUAGCUGCCUGCUUGUGUACUGUACAGCUUCCCCACCACACACCUCCUUGCUGCAACCCCACAACCUUUCCUCUAUCAUUUUUGUCCUUACCUCUGAACUUUUUUUUUACCUACCCGCUCUGUCCCUCUCCCCCUUUUAUCACAGCUAACCUCUUCGUACCUCGUCUCUUCGCUCGUUUUUGUAUAACGUACUUCGUCUUCCUCAACCCUGCUCCCUCCCUCAGUCUCCACAUUAAGCCCCUUUCAAAUUCGUGGAAAGGAUCACCUUUGUAUGUUCUCAGUAACUGAUCAUUUCAGUCUAACUCAGCACCAGAUUCCGUUUGUAUUCAUUGUGCUUCAUCUUAGGUAAGUUUAAUACUGUGUCUGUGAGUAGAGGACAUGAUACACUGUCUGUGUUUAUUCUCAGUGGGAAAAAACUGAAUACAAAGUGCCACUCGUGACUUGGACAAGAUACAGCCCUGUAUGGAGCUCCUGAAAUAGCCAUCAGAAAUAAAAUGGGUGCCCACAGUUGAUAAGAAAAUAAUGUUCACAGUAAUAAGGGGUGUGCAUUUUUGUGAUACUUCAAGACAAGUAUUGAUACACGUGCUAGUUGGUCAGUGAAUGUCAUGUGAUUGUUCAUUAUGUAAGACCCUGACAGACUUAACAGUGUUGUGACAUACACUCACACUCUGGCCACUACAAGAAUGUCUAGAACACAUGUAUAGCUAAAAAAAUUAAGAUGUGAUUUUUCCCCCGACUAAGUUAACAAGAUCCUCAGGACAUUCAUAUUUCAACACACACAUAAACAGAGUAAAUGUGCUAUUACUGGUGGAAGAUAAGUAUUAAAUACAAACUUCUCUGUCAGAAAAGAAAGCCAAGUAAGGUGAAAAUGAAAGUGAAGAGAAGACGAGAGAAGAACCUUGUACGAUAGAGAAGAAACAAGAAUUGUUAGAUAAUCUCAAACACUUCUGAGUGGUACGUCUUAGCUCUGUCUCCUGUGUACAUAGAUAAUAACAUUUAGCCUAAGGUUACUCCUUAUCUAAUACCAAAGAUCUGUUUAGUGAGAAACCAAACGUGUAUGUGACAAUACCAACUUUCUAUUUUCCUUUCCUUUAAUUCUUUACUGAAAUUCCCUGUGUACUUCAGCAAUGUAAGCCUUUUAUCAAGGCAAAAUCAAUUAUAAAUCAGAUAUUCGUUUUCCCUUGCACAUGUACAUACGAACACAGCAAGCGUUUCCUAUAAAUGCACUCAAGAAUAUUUCAAUUCUGCCUGGUGCUUCUCAACAAUAAAGUUGAUUCUACUAUUGUUCUAAAAGAUAAAGUGUAUUCCACUCUAGUCCUCUGGUCCUGUGUUGUUGUUGCACUGAGAGUAUCCUAAGUACCUCUCCCACACACUCUCUAGGGUAACUAUGGAACCUUCCUCUUUCGCACAGGACACGCCACUGUCCGUCAGCAAUCAAUAGCUCUGAGGGGGAAUUUUGUAACGAAUAAUUUUUGGCCUAAACAAAGCGGUAAGCUGAUCGGCUGGAAUGCUUGUUCGCCAGGAAUUUAAUCAAUCAGACUCGCUUUGGUUGAGACUCCAAAAAAAAAAAAAAGCGUUUUUUGUUGGGUGGAAACGAAACUCUAUUGAUGUUGUCAUUCGGAGGGUCGUUUAAGGUUACAUUUUGAGGGGAAGCUGUUGUGUCGCGUCUCUGGUAGCUGGCUGUGAUAUCCACCUGUGUGUGUCUCGUCACGUCACCACCGACAAUCAUCAUCAUCUCUCAACAUUUUUGGUAAAUAUGUUUUUUUUAUUUAUCCAUAACAAAACUCGCCCUUAAUUCAAGUCAGUCAUCAGCUCGUUAUUUUUUUUUUUAAACUGAAGGCCUUUCAUGAAUAAUGACGCUACAUCGCAUUUCCAUUACUCUUAGACUUUUUUGUCACUGGCGAGACUUUGAGCUAGAAAGACAAUAACGGCGAGGUUCACUGAUGACCCGAGUCUUGGACGCCCGCAAGAGUGCUGCUACCUGUAAGUCAGGAUAUUCCUCGUGUCCUUGUUCCCAACUCUUUCAUCGCUCUCUACUCUCUCUCUCUCUCUCUCUCUCUCACUCUCUCUCUCUCUCUCUCUCUCUUUCUCCCUCUCACUCACUCACUCUCUCUAUCAGUUCUUCACAUACACAUACACUGCAACAUUCAGCCUUCAUCAUCUCAGCCAUGACCCUCCCUGACACUUUUGCCCUGUCACCUGCGUCUUGACCUCGUCACUUCUCAGUCUUGACCUGCCUUGAUACUCUCCCUGUCACCCCUUCGUCUUGACCUCGUCACUUCUCAGUCUUGACCUGCCUUGAUACUCUCCCUGUCACCCCUUCGUCUUGACCUCGUCACUUCUCAGUCUUGACCUGCAUUGUAAACUCUAAUAACGUCUUACGUGGACAUGUCUUCCUUUCCACAGCAUCUUCCCCCGCCAGUGUUGUCGGGGCUUCCCUGUGAUUCGUGUUUAAUUAAGCAUUCAUACAUCUCACUUCAUCCAGGAAAACAAGAGGGCCUGUCUCGUAAUUAACGAAUGGCGAAUCGAGUUUACCUGGAAUCUACCUGGAAGGUAUACAAAUAACCCGCACGCAAGAGACUGAAACUUUUGACGUUUCGGUCCGACUUGGACCGCUAACUAUGUGACUAGUUAAUGGUCACAAGUCGGACCGAAACGUCGUCAUAAGCCUCAGUCUCCUACUUGCGGACCAUUUGUGUAUUGCUCCUUAUUUGUGUUCCAAGAUUCAACGUCCCCGUGGCCACGUCCAUGACCGGGCCUCCCGGUGUAUCAGGGCCUGAUCAACGAACGAACCAUAGUCUGGUUGGUCAGAAAAUGACUUUAAGAACCUAUUCAACUCCCUUUUGAAGACUACUUGAGGUCUAUCGUUAAUCCCCUUAAGCGUUGCCUCUCCUUGCACUCAUGCCAUCUCUGUGCAUAAUUCGGGGUAUAUUGCAUCUUCUGCCGAGCGUUUUGCUUUCGAGUGAUUUCUCUGAGCAGAUUUGGGAGCAGUCCCUCCAGGAUUUUCCAGUUAUAAAUUUAGAUGCAUCUUUUACGCCUGCACCAGCACCAUCUUCAGCAAUUGUACCCGAACCAGCACUGCAACAAGUUGUUUCUAGAACUGUACCAACACUGUCUUCAGAAACAACACCAGACCCAGCAACACCCCCAGCUGUAGCACUGAGACUCUCUAACCGCGGGUUCAAACCCCAGCCGUGGUAUGGUUUGCACUGAUAUGUGCAGUGCUGUGGCGAAGUAUGGACAACUGACAACCUCGCUGCCCUCCCAGUGAUCUAUAUUAUAUUACCUAACAUUUAACUACUGCUAUUUAACUACUAAUAAUGCUAAAGUUUUCUCAUAAUUCAAACUUAUCUUGACUCUCGUGGGACGUCUGGCAGCACAGACGGACUCUUAACAUCGUAACAUCUGUUCGUACACCCCGAGGUACCCGGUACACCCCGAGGUACCCGGUACACCCCGAGGUACCCGGUACACCCCGAGGUACCCGGUACACCCCGAGGUACCCGGU